GCACGGCGUAUGUUCUCUGCUUGAAGAAUAGAUAGUCGAGCUUUCUUUCCUCUCUCUUCUUUCUCUUCAACUUAAGAAGAAGAAUCAUUGUGGAAUUGAUUUCCUUGCGCACUCAAUUGAAUAGACAUUCUACUCACUCGUAACCAUGCAUUUCUCCCCGCUUCUCCUCUGCGUGUUGGUCAAAUUCGCGGCUGCUGCGCCAGUUGAGAUGGUCCCUGUUGCUCCACUGAUCACUUUAUAUCACGAUGCCGAGUGGGUGGGGCAGCAGUUUGACGCCCGCAGCCUGAGAACUUGUGUAAAGGUCGAUGGUCCGCUGCAUGGGCAUGUGCAAUCCGCAAAGCUAUGGCCAAAUUCUCCUCCAUCUAGGCUUUGCGCUCUAUUUGAAUCUGAUGACUGCAGGCCUGGCACCGAAGUCAUUUUCAUUAGGGCUGAGAAUAGCAAGGUCAACAUCCGACAUAACGGCAAUGUUCGAUCAGUGUAUUGCUUAGGUACGAGAGAUCAAGACCCCAAGUAAAUGCUUUUUUUGUGCAAAGGAUUCUGAUUCAAAGAGCUAACUGUA
Messenger RNA from Trichoderma asperellum CBS 433.97, 559 nucleotides. RefSeq lists its product as uncharacterized. Lineage: Eukaryota; Fungi; Ascomycota; Sordariomycetes; Hypocreales; Hypocreaceae. The record is from RefSeq and is a predicted model, not a curated record.